Molecule: messenger RNA, 2835 nt
Organism: Lathyrus sativus (Indian pea)
Lineage: Eukaryota; Viridiplantae; Streptophyta; Magnoliopsida; Fabales; Fabaceae
Source: the annotation of a GenBank genome assembly
AUGAACAACGAACGAAAAACGCGCGUGGCAUUCACGAUCGCCACUUUAGCAGCUGCCAUAAUCUCCAUCAUCUUCACCGUACGCCGCCGAACGAGGCGGAAGCAGCGCGAGUCUCUUUCCAAUUCGUGUUACUCACAUUCCGAACCGAAGCCCCAGUCGACGUUUAAGAGAGUCUUAGCUGAUAACUCCUACACGCCGUUUAAGCAUUUGAGCAUGAAAGCCUCCGGUAGUAACGAGAAUGGUUCAAAUUUGCAUCCGUUUGAGGCGGAGAUUACAGCAUUGUUAAGUAAUCACCAGCCUGAAAUUGAACUUGGAGCUGAGAAGUUAGAAAUGAAUGAUUCAUAUGCUUGGGUCGAUACAGAGAUGCAGUUAAAGGAACUGGUCUAUGUAUUGAGCAAGGAAAUGUUCUUUGGUGUGGAUACAGAACAACAUAGCUUGCACUCAUUUCUAGGCUUUACAGGAUUAGUUCAGAUUUCUACUCAACAGGAAGAUUAUUUGAUUGAUACUAUUGCCCUGCAUGAUUCUAUGGAAAUUCUUCGGCCAGUUUUUGCUAACCCUUCAAUUUGUAAAGUGUUCCAUGGGGCCGACAAUGAUGUUCUCUGGCUACAGAGGGACUUUCACAUAUACAUUGUUAAUCUAUUUGAUACUUCAAAGGCAUGUGAGGUGCUAUCAAAACCACAAAAAUCACUUGCUUAUUUACUAGAAACUUACUGUGGUGUGACAACAAAUAAAUUAUUGCAGCGUGAAGACUGGAGGCAGCGCCCUCUCUCAGAAGAAAUGGUACAUUAUGCACGAACAGAUGCACACUAUUUGUUGUAUAUUGCAAACUGUCUAAUCGCUGAACUAAAACAACUGGACAAUGAAAACUCUUGUUCCGAUGAAAAAUUCCAUUUUGUUCUCGAGGCUAGUCGGCGUUCAAACAUGACUUGUUUACAACUUUUCACAAAGGAGAUUGAAGCUUCGCCAGGAGAAUCUGCUGCAUUAUCCUUAUUUUCACGUCAUCAGAGCAAUAAAGAAUUUCCUUCAAUUUCCAAUGAAACCCAGUUUCUGUAUACAGUGAGGCAGCUGUGCACAUGGAGAGAUUUGAUGGCACGUAUUCAUGAUGAAAGCAUGAAAUAUGUACUAUCAGACCAGGCAAUUAUUGCUUUGGCAAGUCAGCUUCCAGCAAGUAACUCUGAAAUAUACAACACCAUAGUUCAGACUGAUGUCAAUACCGAAACGGGUCUGAGCUCUUGCAUCCCUUCCCCAUCUCCUGUUGUUUGCAGCCACCUGAGUGAUAUAUCUCGUCUGCUUGCAAAUGAGUUGGUUAACCAUGGUGACAUUUAUUCUGUGAUUCUUCAGAAGUGUCUAGGUCAAAAUGGAAGUUGUAAACUUAACAUAUUUAAUUAUGCUUUGUUGGUUAAUAGUAACCCGAGACCGACCUUAUUAUCCUAUAAGCACUCAUGCCUAAAAAAUCCUCGACAACAUUCACGGAAUGCUUCUCGAAAUUCAUUCGUUAAAAAAUUCUCUUGCAAAUCUCCUGUUUAUCACAAUUGCCGGAUAUUUGCUAAUGAUGGGAGACUGCUUUGUUACUGUGAUCGGAAGAAGCUUGAAUGGUACCUAAACCGGGAUCUAGCAAAACUUGUUGAGGAGGACCCCCCAGGUAUAAUGCUUCUUUUUGAACCCAAAGGCCGCCCUGAGGAUGAAGGCAAUGAUUUUUAUAUCCAGAGUAAGAAAAAUAUAUGUGUUGGAUGUGGUGAAGGAAGUCACUACUUACGAUAUCGAAUAAUCCCUUCAUGCUACAGAAUACAUUUCCCUGAGCAUUUGAAGAGUCAUCGCUCUCAUGAUAUUGUCCUACUUUGUGUGGAUUGCCAUGAAGUUGCCCAUGCUGCUGCGGAGAAGUAUAAAAGAAAAAUAGCUUCAGAAUAUGGGAUUCCUCUGUAUGUUCGUAGAGUAAUUCAUCCAGGGCAAGAGACUGAAAAACCUAAUGAUGAGGGAGGUGUAUCUCCGUUACAAUUACGAUCAGCUGCUGUGGCUCUUCUACGUCAUGGGCCAAGAAUGCCUCUUGAGCGACGUGAAGAACUGACCGAGAUUGUAAAGAAAUAUUAUGGAGGAAGGGAGAUAUCUGAGGAGGAUCUAGAAAGUGCUUUGCAAGUUGGCAUGCGUCCUUAUGAGAGAAGAAGAUAUGAGAAAAAGAGAGGGGUGUCAUUUAAACUUUCCACAGGAAAUACUGUUGCAGUGCCACAAGGGGAAAAUCAUGCUGAUCACUCACCUGGAAUUAUUAGUAUUAAGGACACAUUGAAUAUUGAUACUCUUGAUGGUUCAUCUGCAAAUGAAGAUACAGUAAGUAGAGAUAAUAGAGAAGAUGAUUUCGGAAAACCCUCUUUGACUUCUGAUCUUGCCGCUGAUAAAGCUAAUUCAAAUGGAAAUAUCAUUUUAGUUAAAACUACAAACGAUGACGAUGAUAAUGACAAUGAUGAUGAAACAAGUAACUCUGCUGUAAAUGCUGAUGAGAGUCUGAGCAAAAGUCAACCAAAUGUUGCAAGCGACUUAUCAUAUUCCAAACAUGAAGAAUCGCUCAGAGAUGAAGAUUCAACACAAACAAAACACCAUUCAAAACUAUCGCUCUUGGGACACGGUCCACAUGGGAAACACGUUGUAGAUCAUUUAUUGAAGGAGUUUGGUGAAGAUGGCAUUCGAGAGUUUUGUCAAAGAUGGAGACAAGUAUUUGUGGAUACUUUAAAACCGCGUUUUCUUCCUGGUGGAUGGGACAUAAAACACAGUGGAAAAAGGGAUUUCGGCGAGUUCAGUGUGUACAAUCAUCUCAAAGGAGCUGCUGCUGCUAGUUUGGAGUGA